Molecule: messenger RNA, 1824 nt
Organism: Rhodamnia argentea
Lineage: Eukaryota; Viridiplantae; Streptophyta; Magnoliopsida; Myrtales; Myrtaceae
Product: receptor-like protein 51
Exons: 1
Coding region: 49-1509 (486 amino acids)
Molecular function (GO): protein binding
Source: RefSeq, a predicted model, not a curated record
UCACACUCUCUCUCUCUCUCUCCCUCUCUCUCUAGUCACCAACUCCCCAUGGAGCCACCAUCACCUCCACCCACAUUCCUCCUCUCUCUCCUCCUCCUCCUCCUCCUCUCCACCGCCGCCGCCGUCGCGGCGCCGGCCGCCAACUCCUCUGUCUCUCCACCACACACCAUUUCCCCCACCACCUCCCCCUCCCCCAGCCGCAACCACAACCUCUCCCCCACCACCUCCCCCUCCCCCACCCGCAACCACCACCUCUCCCCCACCACCUCUCCGACCACCAACACCACCGCCGCCCUCUCCCCCGCCGCCUCCCCCACCGCCUCCCCCACCCCAUCAACCCGCACCCCCUCCUCCUCCUCCUCCGCCCUCGACCCAAAACAACUCCAAGCCCUCCAAUCCCUCAACAUUCCCCUCCCCAAGGACCCCUGCUCCGCCCAGUCCGCGGCCACCGCCUGCGACGCCACCAAGCCCUUCCGCCACCUCACCUCACUCCGCCUCGCCAACUGCUCCCCGGACGAUGUCGCCCUCUCCUUCACUGCCCUCAAAUCCCUCUCCACUCUCCGGUCCCUCUCCUUCCUCAACUGCCCCGUCGCCCCCAUCCGCUUCCCCGCCGACCUUGCCGCCUCCCUCCGCUCCUUCUCCUGCGUCCACAGCCUCCGCCGCCUCACCGGCGUCUGGCUCUCCCGCCUCCAGAACCUCACAGACCUCACCGUUUCCGACGUCCCCGUCAACGCCUCCGGCCUUUACGUCAUCCUCGGCAACAUCAAGAACCUCAGGUCCUUCACCAUCUCUCGCGCCAAUGUCACCGGUUAUAUACCCAAGCACUGGCACCUCAACAUCAGCCACAUCGAUCUGUCAGGUAAUCAGCUCAAGGGACAGAUACCCACUUCGAUUACUUUCCUCGACAACCUGGAAUUGUUGAAUCUUUCUUCGAAUGCUCUCACCGGAGAGAUACCCUCCGAGAUUGGCAACUUGAUCUCGCUCAGGAACCUGUCUUUGGGGUCCAAUUCGAUCUCGGGGAGCGUCCCGGAGUCAAUGUCUGCAAUCCCGGGCCUUGUCCACGUUGAUCUGAGCUCGAAUCAGCUCAACGGGACGGUUCCCAAGUUCUUCACUGAGAUGAAAAAUCUCAAGUAUUUGAAUCUUGAGAAGAAUAGCUUCCAUGGGAUCAUGCCUUUCAAUGAGUCUUUUAUCAAGAAGCUAGUGGUCUUCAAGAUAGGGGAAAAUAGCAACCUGUGCUAUAACCAAACUGUUAUGUCGUCGAAAGUGAAGCUUGGGAUCGCACCUUGCGACAAGCACGGGCUCCCACUGUCACCUCCCCCGGCGAAGGGGGAUUCAUCCGCAGAUGAUAGCAGCACGUCAGACUACAAUGAUGGCGACAGCAGCGAUUCUUCUGGCAAGAGCGGUCACCACCACGGGCCAAAUAAGGUUGUUCUCGGUUUUGCAAUCGCGCUUUCUUCCAUUGUGUUCCUUAUUGUGUUCCUGGUUCUCCUAUCUAGAUGUUGUAAAUGAUACAUAUACGAGAACUCGCCUUUGCUAAACUAGGAAUUAUAGAAGUAGGGAAGAAAAUUUGCCAAGUUAGUGAUGAUUUAAUUGUUUGAUUCAUAUACAUGAGGGUGUUCAUGAAGAGGGUCAAUUGCAAGAGGGGGAUGGCACAAGAUUGGGGAGAGAAUUGCAAAGGGUGAUUUUUUAUUGAUUGUUUCCUAUGUUUGGUAUUGUGUGUUACAACUCAUAAGUUGGUAGUGUUGCUAGCGAGGGAUAUUAGCAUAUGCCAUGUGAAAAUGUUCUCACCAUUUGAGCUUGAAAGUUGAAAGAUUCAUUCACUUA